Molecule: messenger RNA, 1711 nt
Organism: Lipotes vexillifer (Yangtze River dolphin)
Lineage: Eukaryota; Metazoa; Chordata; Mammalia; Artiodactyla; Lipotidae
Gene: GPR4
Product: G protein-coupled receptor 4
Exons: 1
Coding region: 435-1580 (381 amino acids)
Biological process (GO): G protein-coupled receptor signaling pathway
Cellular component (GO): membrane
Molecular function (GO): G protein-coupled receptor activity
Source: RefSeq, a predicted model, not a curated record
AACUGUAGACUAUCCUAUCUCAACACUAUCCCAUACAUUUCCACCCCACCGUUACCUCAGCAUGGCCACGCUUACUUUCUACAUCCUCCGCAAAUCUCUCUCUCUCACCACUGCCCACUGAUGCCUUCAGCUCCUCUAUAAACAGCCCCCUCAGUCAAUGUUGUGUGACCCCAGUACUCCUCCAUUUAUACUCUGAUUGGGUUCAUAAAACCUCCUCGACAAAGAUCUUUGUGAAUCCUGCCAUCCCGCAGACCUCCUUCUUGUCGUAAUUCUAUCCCUCCCCCAACUUUUCCCUCUCAAGCUCUAUCCUUCCCUGCCCAGCCUGGCACACGAUUAGUGGUCAGCCUCAUCUCUUCGCUGUGGACUGCCUCCCACCAUGUUCCCCUGAGCCUCCGAGGAGGGGGCUCAGGGGGCCUGAUGGCCUCCCGCCACCCAUGGCCCCACAGCCCCCGUGGGCCAGGGGAAGCAUCUCGAAAGCCUCAGUGCCGAGGAUGGGCAACCGCACGUGGGAGGGCUGCCACGUGGACUCCCUCGUGGACCACCUCUUCCCACCCUCCCUCUACAUCUUUGUCAUCGGCGUGGGACUGCCCACCAACUGUCUGGCCCUGUGGGCCGCCUACCGCCAGGUGCGGCAACACAAUGAGUUGGGUGUGUACUUGAUGAACCUCAGCAUCGCUGACCUGCUGUACAUCUGCACGCUGCCGCUGUGGGUGGAUUACUUCCUGCACCACGACAACUGGAUCCACGGCCCCAGCUCCUGCAAGCUCUUCGGGUUCAUCUUUUAUACCAACAUCUACAUCAGCAUCGCCUUCCUCUGCUGCAUCUCCGUGGACCGCUACCUGGCCGUGGCCCACCCACUGCGGUUCACCCGCCUGCGCCGCGUCAAGACAGCCGUGGCUGUGAGCUCCGUGGUCUGGGCCACGGAGCUGGGAGCCAACUCAGCGCCCCUGUUCCACGAUGAGCUCUUCCGCGACCGUUACAACCACACCUUCUGCUUUGAGAAGUUCCCCAUGGAGAGCUGGGUGGCCUGGAUGAACCUCUACCGGGUCUUCGUGGGCUUCCUGUUCCCGUGGGCCCUCAUGCUGCUCUCCUACCGUGGCAUCCUGCGGGCUGUGCGGGGCAGCGUGUCCACCGAGCGCCAGGAGAAGGCCAAGAUCAAGAGGCUGGCCCUCAGCCUCAUUGCCAUCGUGCUGGUCUGCUUUGCGCCCUACCAUGUGCUCCUGCUCUCCCGCAGCGCCGUCUACCUGCGCCACCCCUGGGACUGUGGCUUCGAGGAGCGUGUGUUCUCGGCGUACCACAGCUCACUGGCCUUCACCAGCCUCAACUGUGUGGCCGACCCCAUCCUCUACUGCCUCGUCAACGAGGGCGCCCGCAGUCACGUGGCCAAGGCCCUGCACAACCUGCUCCGCUUUCUGGCCAGUGACAAACCCCAGGAGAUGGCCAACGUCUCGCUCACCCUGGAGACCCCACUCACUUCCAAGAGGAACAGCGUGGCCAAGGCCAUGGCAGCCAGCUGGGUGGCCGCUCAGCCCUCCCAGAGGGACCAGGUGCAGCUGAAGAUGCUGCUGCCGGCACAGUGAACCCCGUGUUGUGCAGAGCCCCCACUCCUCCAUACUAACCCCACCCUCCCUUCCCUCCUGGUCCGGUGUAUGCAAAUUGUAUGCAAAUGAGGCUAUGCUAAUUUCCAUAAGCAUGUAAGAAAAUAGGAAAA